Thlaspi arvense is the source of this 2385-nucleotide messenger RNA. The record is from the annotation of a GenBank genome assembly. Lineage: Eukaryota; Viridiplantae; Streptophyta; Magnoliopsida; Brassicales; Brassicaceae.
AUGUGUGAAACAAGUGUUGAAGAAGCAGAGUGCCACAGAGCAUAUGAUUUAGCUACUGAGGUUGCACUAAGAGAAGCUCAUGAAGAAGCAGUUCAAAAAUCAAUGGCUGCAUUUAAUGAUAGUGCUGUAGGAUCUGGUUCAACAAGGCAGAAGUUUGAAAAGCGUCUCCAGAACUUUCUAAAGAAAGCAUUUGAGGACUACAAAACAAAUGCUUUCAGGGAGGCAUAUUUACAAUGUUCAAAUGCUAUACAGAACAUGGAAAAGGAACUGAGAGCAGCUUGUCAUGCUUCUGAUGCCAAAGUAGAAAAUGUUCUUAAGAUUCUUGAUGAUCUUGUGACAAAUUAUGAGUCCUCAUAUCAUGGCCCAGACAAAUGGCGGAAGCUUACUGCAUUUUUAAGACAAAGUUUGGAAGGUCCAGUUAAUGAUCUCAUCAAGAAGCAAAUAGAUCAAAUUGGAUCAGAGAAGAGUUCCCUCAUGUUGAAGUGCUGUUCAAUUGAAGAUAAGAUGAGCUUGCUCAACAAGCAGUUGGAAGCUAGUGAAAAGUAUAAAUCUGAAUAUUUGAAGCGUUAUGAGGAUGCUAUUAAUGACAAGAAGAAGCUAGCUGAUGAUUACAUGAGCCGAAUAACAAAUUUGCAGAGUAAAAAUAGUUCACUGGAAGAAAGAUGUUCAAGCUUAUCGAAAACAUUAGAUGUUGCCAAACAGGAUUCCACAGAUUGGAAAAGAAAAUAUGAACAGAUUUUAUCAAAGCAGAAAGCUGAGGAAGACCAGGCAAGUUCAGAAAUUGCAAUUCUUAAGUCUAGGAGCAGUGCUGCUGAAGCAAGGUUGGCUGCUGCCAGGGAACAAGCUCAAUCAGCUCAAGAGGAGGCAGAGGAGUGGAAACGAAAGUAUGAUAUUGCUGUUAGGGAAGCAAAAGCUGCUCUUGAGAAGGCAGCAGCUGUUCAAGAGCGGACAAAUAAGCAAACUCAACUGAGAGAAGAUGCUUUGAGAGCAGAAUUUUCUAGCAGCUUGGCUGAAAAGGAAGAGGAAAUAAAGAACAAGGCUGCAAAGAUCGAGCAUGCUGAGCAGCGUUUGACAACUUUGAAUUUGGAAUUGAAGGGAUAUGAUGCAAUUAAAGACUUGACAGUUCCCUAUGAACUUUUAUCUGCUAGCUUGGAGAUAAGAGGAUGGGGGAUGGUGGCAAGUUUGCUGUGGAUGGCUGUUGAGCAUUUGAGCUGGGGAGUAAUGUUAGGGGUUGGGGCUAGUUUUCAACGUGAACGAUUUCUUACUGCCCUUGAGAGCAUAUUGUGGGUCAAGGGUGGAACUGGGUGGAUGUCUGGAGUCUUGACUACUUGUAGCUUUUUGUGGGCUGCUGAAUCAAAGAUAAAGAGCUAUGAUCUAGAAAUCUCAAGCUUGAAGCUCCAAAUCAAGGAGUUAGGUGAGAAGUUAGAAGGUACAAAUGCUAGUGCUCAAUCAUUUGAAAGAGAAGCCAGGAUACUUGAACAGGAGAAACUUCAUUUGGAGCAAAAAUACCGAUCCGAGUUCAAUCGUUUUGAGGAAGUCCAAGAGAGGUGCAGAACUGCCGAGAGAGAAGCCAAAAGGGCAGUCGAGUUGGCUGAUCAAGCACGAGCUGAGGCAGCUUCUGCUCAGAAGGAAAAGAAUGAGAUUCAGCGCCUAUCAAUGGAAAGGCUGGCCCAAAUUGAGAGGGCUGAGAGACAUAUCGAAAGUUUAGAGCGGCAGAAAAAUGAUCUGGCAAAUGAAGCUGAGAGGUACCGUGCAGCUGAGAUGGAUGCUGUAGCCAAAGUUUCAAUGCUGGAGGCAAGGGUUGAAGAAAGGGAGAAAGAAAUAGAGUCACUCCUAAAAUCUAACAACGAACAGAGGGCUAAUACAGUUCAAGUCCUUGAGAGUCUCUUGGAGACUGAAAGGGCAGCACGAGCAGAAGCAAACAACAGGGCAGAAGCUCUAUCUGUGCAGUUGCAAGCCACACAAGGGAAACUUGAUGCACUACAGCAAAAGUUGACUGAAGUUCGUCUUAAUGAAACAGCUUUGGAUAGUAAGUUGAAAACUGCUUCUCAUGGAAAACGAGCAAGGAUAGAUGACUAUGAUGUUGGAAUUGAGUCUAUUCAGGAUAUGGAUGUCAAUGACAAAGCAAAUAGAAACAAGAGGUCCCGGAGUACAACUAGCCCCUUGAAGUUCACUCAGGCUGAAGAUGGAGGUUCAGUGUUCAGGGGCGAAGAUGAUAAUAAUAGUCAACAAACUAAUACAGAAGAUUACACGAAGUUUACUGUUCAGAGACUUAAGCAAGAACUCACAAAGCAUAAUUUUGGUGCAGAGCUCCUUCAGCUGAAGAAUCCUAACAAGAAAGACAUUCUCUCUCUAUAUGAGAAAUGUAUCUUACAGAAGUCAUAA